This is a messenger RNA of Mangifera indica (mango), 2376 nucleotides long. RefSeq names its product 3-ketoacyl-CoA synthase 4. The record is from RefSeq and is a predicted model, not a curated record. The coding region runs from base 532 to 2052 and encodes 506 amino acids. Gene Ontology annotation, biological process: fatty acid biosynthetic process. The transcript has a single exon. Gene Ontology annotation, molecular function: acyltransferase activity, transferring groups other than amino-acyl groups. Lineage: Eukaryota; Viridiplantae; Streptophyta; Magnoliopsida; Sapindales; Anacardiaceae. Gene Ontology annotation, cellular component: membrane.
CUGCAGAAGGAAAGACUUUGAAAGUUCCGCAAAACUCUAAGUUUGACCGUCCGCAAGCUUGAACAUCCGCCCUCGCUUCCUCCAAAUAUUUACAUGUGCCUCUUUCACGACUCCACUUACUUGGUACUAGAUUGAUUACAGAAAGAGGGAGAGGUAGUUGCAGAAAUAGAACACAACAAACGCAGCAAAAUUUCCUACUUUCUGAGCCACUUCUCUGUCUCUCUUUCUAUAUCAAUCUCAUCGUCGUCAUCAUCAUCAUCAAUCUACGUGUUUCAGUAUGGCUUUGUGGUCGUUGUUGUAGUUCGGUCUAACCCUCUCUAAACCACCCAACGCAAACUUCCUUUCUCAGCAAUCAAGUUUGCAACUUUUUUAAAAAUAUAUUCUUGGCAGAUCCGUUUUCUGUACGUUGUUGUUUCGGUUAUUUUGCUCUGUUCACCAUAUAAACCAUCCUGCCCUCGGAAAAGCAAAACCCACUUCAAAGAGAUUUAAUUUUUAUUCGUUUGUGUGAGUUUGAUACAGAGAGUUGGAGCCAUGAGUACUAGUGAGUCUAAUGGUGGCGGAGUUCAGAUCCAGCCGAGUAGGAGACUGCCGGAUUUUCUCCAAAGUGUUAACUUGAAGUAUGUGAAGUUGGGUUAUCACUACUUGAUGACUCAUCUGUUGACCCUUUUGUUAUUUCCGUUAAUGGCGGUCAUUAUCAUUGAAGCCUCUCAAAUGAACCCAGAUGACAUUCAUCAUCUCUGGCUCCAUCUUAAAUACAAUCUCCUCAGUGUCGUUGUUUGUUCUGCUUUUCUUGUUUUUGGAUCCACCGUUUAUAUAAUGACCCGACCCAGAUCCAUUUAUUUGGUUGACUAUUCCUGUUACCUACCUCCCUCUCAUUUGCAAGUCAGAUAUAAGCAGUUUAUGGAGCAUUCAAGACUCACUGGUGAUUUUGAUGAAUCUUCAUUGGAGUUUCAGCGCAAGAUUUUGGAAAGAUCAGGUCUUGGUGAAGAAACAUAUGUUCCCCAGGCUAUGCAUUUUAUCCCUCCAAGGCCUUCAAUGGCCGCAGCCAGAGAAGAAGCAGAGCAGGUGAUGUUUGGUGCUUUGGAUAAUCUCUUUGCUAAUACUAAUGUCAAACCUAAAGAAAUUGGCAUUCUCGUUGUUAAUUGUAGUUUGUUUAAUCCAACACCUUCUUUAUCCGCGAUGAUUGUUAAUAAAUAUAAACUGAGGGGCAAUAUAAGAAGUUUCAAUCUUGGUGGGAUGGGGUGUAGUGCUGGGGUCAUUGCUAUCGAUCUUGCAAAGGAUAUGUUGCAAGUUCAUAGAAAUACUUAUGCAGUAGUUGUUAGUACUGAAAAUAUCACCCAGAAUUGGUAUUUUGGAAACAAGAAAUCAAUGUUGAUACCCAAUUGUUUGUUUAGAUUUGGAGGUGCUGCAGUAUUAUUAUCAAAUAAAUUUAAGGAUAGGCGCCGGGCUAAGUACAAGCUUGUUCAUGUUGUGAGGACACAUAAGGGGGCUGAUGAUAAUGCAUUUAAGUGUGUUUAUCAGGAGCAGGAUGAUGUUGGGAAAACUGGGGUUUCAUUGUCUAAGGAUUUAAUGGCUAUUGCUGGUUUGGCCCUUAAGACCAACAUCACUACGUUAGGUCCCCUUGUUCUUCCCAUAAGUGAGCAACUUCUAUUCUUUGCCACUUUGGUUUCCAAGAAGUUGUUUAAUGCAAAAGUCAAGCCUUAUAUUCCUGAUUUCAAGCUUGCUUUUGAGCACUUCUGCAUUCAUGCUGGGGGAAGGGCUGUGAUUGAUGAGCUUGAGAAGAAUUUGCAGCUUCUUCCCGUGCAUGUUGAGGCAUCUAGAAUGACUCUACAUCGAUUUGGUAAUACAUCAUCAAGCUCAAUCUGGUAUGAGCUGGCUUACACAGAAGCAAAAGGAAGGAUGCGAAAAGGGCAUCGUGUUUGGCAGAUUGCGUUUGGAAGUGGUUUCAAGUGUAACAGUGCAGUCUGGCAGGCCCUUCAGAAUGUAAAACCUUCUCCCAAUAGUCCAUGGGAAGAUUGCAUUCACAGGUAUCCAGUGGAGUUAGUUUUAUAGCUCAACCACAAUUCAGUUAGAGAACUUGAUAUAGAGAGGUGUACCUUGACAGAUUAACUAAGUUAUUAUUAUGUCUUCUAUUGUUACUGUCAGAUUUUUUUUUUUGGGUCAUUGUCUCGAAUUUUUUUGUUUCAUUUUAUGUGCUAUCUUGUCUUCAAAGUCAUAAUUUCACUUCUAUAGUUUGCUUGAGUGUAUUGGUUAUGAUCCUGGGUUCUUGUAUUCUAUGCUUUGAUAAUAUUUAUGCUGAAUGGAAGUGCUUGUACUUAAAAUGCUUAUGUAGGUGAACUUAUUCUAUUUAUAUUUCUAUAACUUUGUAUUCAGCCA